Molecule: messenger RNA, 3133 nt
Organism: Trichomycterus rosablanca
Lineage: Eukaryota; Metazoa; Chordata; Actinopteri; Siluriformes; Trichomycteridae
Gene: ctdsplb
Product: CTD (carboxy-terminal domain, RNA polymerase II, polypeptide A) small phosphatase-like b
Exons: 8
Coding region: 38-874 (278 amino acids)
Molecular function (GO): RNA polymerase II CTD heptapeptide repeat phosphatase activity
Source: RefSeq, a predicted model, not a curated record
GCUCCGCCGAGGAAACACGGACUAAGCUCCCGUUUCCAUGGACAACACGUCCAUUAUAACGCAAGUUACUAAUCCAAAGGAGGAGGAGAUAUUAUCGUCAAAUCCCGAAAAAGUCUCUCUGUCCAACAGCAGCCAGAAGAAGAAGAGUCGCCGUAGUCUGUUCAGCUCAUUUCUCUGCUGCCUGCGGAGCUAUGAUGCUGAUCCUCCCGCCAGCACCAACAACAACACCAGCAGCCCUCUUCCUCCACCGGUCGAGGAGAACGGAGCACCGCCGAAGUGUGAGCAGGCUGAGAUCAUCCCUGUGCCCGGUCCCCCAGAGAAAUACCUGCUACCUGAGGUUAACAUCAACGACUACGGCAAGAAGUGUGUGGUGAUCGACCUGGACGAGACCCUGGUGCACAGUUCGUUUAAGCCCAUAAGCAAUGCUGAUUUUAUUGUCCCAGUGGAGAUUGACGGCGUUGUGCAUCAGGUGUACGUACUGAAGAGACCGCACGUGGACGAGUUCUUGCAGAAGAUGGGAGAGCUGUUCGAGUGUGUGCUUUUCACAGCCAGCCUUGCCAAGUAUGCCGAUCCCGUGGCUAACCUGCUGGACCAGUGGGGAGUAUUCCAGGCGCGCCUUUUCCGGGAAUCCUGUGUUUUCCAUAGAGGAAAUUAUGUCAAAGACCUGAGCCGGCUUGGCAGAGAGCUGCACAACGUCAUAAUAGUGGACAACUCACCAGCUUCCUACAUCUUCCACCCUGAGAACGCUGUUCCAGUGCAGUCAUGGUUUGACGACAUGGCCGACACAGAGCUGCUGGAUCUGCUUCCGUUCUUCGAAGGACUGAGCAAGGAAGAGGACGUCUACUGCGUUUUGCAAAACCUCAGGGGCAGGUAGCAAGGCGCACCGCGUUUCUAUAAGCAGGCACAGCAUAGAGGUCGGAGGACGGAGGGUACUCCUGCUCCCCCAGACCUCACUUUCCCAGCAGCCUACACUGCUCACUACACAGGAACUGCAGACCUUCCGUCUGCAACCAGCUAGGGAGACCCUCACAGUGACGACGCUCCAUACGGACAGACCUUUACUGCUCUGAGACUGACCCACGUCCGGCUCUUCUCUAAAGUGCUUCACGAGAAACCAAAAACCCCCUGUUUUACCCCCUCCUAACACAAGAGAAUGCAAAAGCAGAUCUUUGGGUUGUUGCUAAGCAGGCGAUAAAGGACUGUGUGGGGAUUUUUCUUUACGUACCCAACCAAGUGCCUUUUUUGAAUGUCAUUUUUAGGGUUUGGGGGGGUCGACAUCGUUUUUGUAUGCAGAAUAUUUCCAGACAAAUCUUUUCCACAAUUCUACUCUUACACACAAACAGAGGCAGGUUUUGUAAGGGCACUGUAAGAUACCAGAUGGUAUUUUUAUUUUAUUUUUAGCAUUAUGGGGUAAAUGUCUCCAUCAGUGUUCCUGUUUCCUUUUGCUUUCACUUUUUUGUGCCAUCGUAGACAUGUUCCUUAGCGUUCAGGCUUCAUAGACGUGUGUAUGCUUGUCUCGUAAGAGCAAAGGCUCGCGUUUGCAUUUAAGGGGUUUAAACUUCUGCGUCUUGUUUGGGUUUUUAAGACGAGCGACAAUCUGAGAGCGCACAUUGCUUCGUUGUUCGGCUCCUUUUAAAUCUGUUCACUUGCUGAAGCCAAGCAGCGUGUGGGGAUAUACUGGGUUAUUAGUUCGUCUGACCAUUUCAGAACCCGCCCAGCGAUCAGUUAGUUCAGAUAGACGAGAGUUUUAGUUGGUAGACGUUAAAGAUUUUAGCGCGACUAUAAAGAUUCGGACGGCGCGACAUUGGCGCCACCGCCGUCCUUUUAAUUUAGCUGGACGUGAUCCUGACCCCUGGGAUGCGCGGUUGCGAAUGUGUCCGUCAGGCGUGUGCUGAUAAUAUCGAUUCACAAUACAAUAAUACUGUAUCUGCAGUUCUUUUUAGGGCUCUAAAUGUUUUUAAUUCAUUAAAUUGAUCAGACUGAUGUUUGUAAGCUGCUUUCCUAAUAGGGCUUCAUUCAUUUAGAGCACAAAUGCCAUCUAACCCGGGUGGCGUCUUCCAAAACACAUCGUUUGCAUGUCAGAUUGCUUUACGACAGAUUAUUGACACAUGCCUGGUGUCUUUUAUUCUUUUUUUUUUCUUUUUUUAAAAAUGUUGUCCUGCAUAUUUUAUUAGUAAAGAACCUUUUCGGUUUGGUGUUUGGACUUGUUUUGAGCUGCACCCUGCCGCUGCUACUACACAGCCGACUCCCUUACCUCACACACCUGAUCGAGUCCAGAAGUCUGCGUCAUGAGCGCGCAGACACCCAAACCCUCACCUUAGCACGUGCUCGUCUUUGGUGAGACGAGGGUCGAUCCAGACGGUUCCGAGAGGUGCUUUUGGGCUCUGGGUGCUGUGUGGCAGCGCUGCAGCGUGGAGCCUCUCUCACCACGGUGCCUAAGACAGGAGCGCUGGCUCGUCACAGCCAGGCUCGCAAUAAGCUCUGAUCGAAUUUCUCUCUAUGAAUCUAUGAACGACACUACGUCCUGUCAGUCUUGGUUUUCCUUUUGAUUGUUUUCGAUUCGAUCCCUUUGCACUACCUCUGUUCAAGGCUUCGUCUCCGCAGCCGCUCGAGAGAGUGUUUCGUCCUUUCGUUAAGCUAUCCCGUCAGUAUUUGGUUUGAAAUGUUUAAACACCUUUAUUUUUCUGCUGCUCGCUCUUCCCGUUUCUGCUCUGAUCGGCUCCUCGUGCUGCUUCUGUUAAGUUUAAGGUGCUUUUCACUGAUUUUUUUUUUCUUCUUCCUUCCGUCUCGUCGAUGAACCCGUCCGCCCGAGGUGGACCGCUCUCUGUCGGUCGAGGUUGUUUAGUUUUUGUUCUCCCAGCUUGAUUUUAUUUUGUUCUUUCACUUUUACUUAAAGGCACUACCUAGUAAUGGUGUCAUUACAUGUAUAAUCACAAAGCAUUACAUGCACUUGGGGUUUUGUCUUUUAAUUUUUUGGAUCUGUUUAUUAUUUUUGGAAAGCCAUGUAGUCACUGCAGCUUGAAACCAGUGACGAGGGGUUGUGCUGUGCCACGUUUGCAGUAUAUGAUCGAUGGUUUGUUGCAAGUUCUCUUUCAGACUUUGACAUUAUAUUAAAGCACCUUUUUAUGAAAAA